CUAGCUUGAGUUUAUUCCAUUCUUCCAUUUCUAUCGUUCAUAUUCCUUCAUUUGUGUGUACUUUGACUAUCAUUCACUAUGCAUCGUUCAACGAUUUUCGCCCUCCUGUCAUCCGUGGCGUUGGCUACUCCUCAUCAUCCCUACCGCCAAACGAACAAGUCCUGUCCCGUCAUCUUUGACGGUCGCAUUCCCUCGACAGCCUCCCUUACCGACUUCGACACAGCCAAUGGGGGCGACUGGAACCCUUUCAACCCCGGCUACGUCAAGGGAAACGACCUUGCAUGGUCUGACAUACUCCUCUUCCCCGAGUCGGCUCCACUAUCGCGCUUCGAUGCUGCUACUGGCUCUAUCCCGGUCGAGGUGACAAUUAGUGACAAAAGCAUCUUCCAGAAGCAGAAUGGCUUCAGGCGUGCGGGGCUGCAGUUCAGCGAGGACAACAACGAGGACAGCCCUGGCUCGGAAGGUGUUGUAACUCUUCAUUUUAGCACGCUGCAAGACGAGAGCCGGCCUCUCAACUUGACUCAUGAGUACUUGAACGUCUGGCACGAGGCGGCAGACUACUCUGCCAACCAGUUCAACUUUGAGGCCGGUACCUUGAUUGGUCAAGAGAGUCUACCCAAAGACACCUACAAACUCCUCGACCGAAAUAAUAAGGAGAUCUGGUCCACGCCUAUUCUGGCUGGCGUGUGGCAGAACUUUGCCAUUACUCUUGACUUUGACAACAACACGAUCCGGGCCUGGUACUCGGCUGGCAAUAAGCCUCUUCGGCCGGCGACUAAGCCUAUCGCAAACGACAACUCGGGUCGGGGACAAUACCAGAUUGGCAUCCUGAAGAAACCUACCGGCACUGACGACGUGGUUAACUCGGGUUACCAAGAGAGCGGAUUGGACGAGGGUUUGAUCUACAGCGGGAUCUUCAUCGAGAACAGCAGCAAUGGCUGUAUCUCUAGAUAACUUGGAAAAUUAGUAUAGUGCCUUCAGGACCUAUUAUAGGGGCAACAAUAGACUCGCUGAGCGGAUCAAUAUUACCGAGGGUGAUAGGGUUAGACAUUGAUGUCUCGAGUCUAUCAUGUACCUCCAAACUAGAAAAUCACUCUCCAUUACCUCG
Molecule: messenger RNA, 1108 nt
Organism: Ilyonectria robusta
Lineage: Eukaryota; Fungi; Ascomycota; Sordariomycetes; Hypocreales; Nectriaceae
Exons: 3
Coding region: 79-954 (291 amino acids)
Source: RefSeq, a predicted model, not a curated record